Didymella exigua CBS 183.55 is the source of this 2190-nucleotide messenger RNA. RefSeq names its product protein serine/threonine phosphatase 2C. Gene Ontology annotation, biological process: protein dephosphorylation. The record is from RefSeq and is a predicted model, not a curated record. Gene Ontology annotation, molecular function: cation binding; protein serine/threonine phosphatase activity. Bases 79 to 1926 code for a protein of 615 amino acids. The transcript has a single exon. Lineage: Eukaryota; Fungi; Ascomycota; Dothideomycetes; Pleosporales; Didymellaceae.
GCCUCGAUUCCGACCAUGACAUAAUUGCCGUAUCUACAACACAAUGCAUGCCGUCCCGAGCUCACCAGUAGGGACAGCAUGUGGAAACUGUCAAUUCGUCUCUCUGCCGCCGCUGGAAGGCCCUCCGUCGCCUGCCUCACCUGCAAUCGCGCCUCGAGCACCCCCUCCAGCUCCUCGAUAGGUCCGCCCGCUCGCCAGCGACGCUGCUUCCACGAGUACUUCGUCACCCAUAUUCCCUCGUCCUCACUGCACCCCGACUCGGGGCCGCGACUCAACCACAAGCUCCCGCGCGACAAGAGCACCCCUCAUGAGACGAAGGGGGAUAGCCGCUCGCCGGCUGCGGUCGUGGGCGCAAAUCGCGACAUGACAGUCGUCCGGAUCCCGCUGAAGAGCGCGAAACACCACUUUGGCGUGUCAUUGUCGCGCGGCUCGCGGCCAUACAACGAGGAUGCCUUUCAAGCUGGCACCAUUGAGAUCCCGUCCUUCGCCAAACGGCGCCCAAUGUCCCUCACACGGAAGGGCGGCACUGGCAACGAGGUCACACCCGCCGACAGCGCCAGCGGAGACCCACAGGUCUUCUACUUUGGUGUCUUCGACGGACACGGUGGGGCUGUGUGUUCUGGCUUCCUGAGGGAGCAGCUGCACGAUUACCUCGAGAAGGCGACACAGCAGUUCGAGCUGCAGAGCAGCUUGAAGAGGGCUGGACCCUCGCUGCCUGGUAGCAUGCAUGAUCCAGAUACGACACCGGAGGCCCGAAGCGCGAAGGAUAGAGAGAGCUUGCAAGCCAUACAAACACACACGCCUCCGGGCAUUGCGAAGAUGCAACCACCGAAUGGCACGGACCCGGGAGACCUGCCUAGCAAGAAGCGGGACGGAUCGAUACCUGGCGACCCACCUAUUCCACAAUCAGACAGCAUACGCAAGGCUGAGGAGAUGGAGCGCCAGCUAGUCAGGAGCUGGAAGGAGCUGGUCGGAGGCUACUUCCGGCGCUUCAAGCCAGAGCACUUCUCCAUGUCUGCCGGCGGCAGAGGCCACCCUCACGAGAGGGAAGUCAUCACAAAGCACCAUUCGCCGAAUUCUACAGUAUCUGAUGAGACUAUUGAGGGUGUUGGCAUUGAAACAGUGCUCGAGUACGCCUUCCUGAGAGCCGACUACGACUUUGUGGCUGCGCAGGUCGGCAAAAAAGAGGAAGACCCCGUUCGUGCAGACAAGGCUAUCAACGACGACGACAUCCUCGGCCAGCCCUCGCGCGCAGGCCAGAACAUCGGCGGUACCAAGCGCUUCAAGGGUGGCAGUACAUGCAGUGUCGCUCUGAUCUCGACUCCCACACCCUCACCGUUCUGGCACCCGUCGUCACCAUCCUCGCUCAUCACUGCACACGUGGGCGACACCAGGAUACUACUCUGCAACACGGCAACUGGGCUUGCUGUGCCGCUUACAUCGAACCACCAUCCAUCACUACCUGAGGAGGCUACACGUCUGCGCCGAUUUGCUGCUGCAUUCGUGACUGACUCAUUCGGCGAAGAGCGCAUCUCCGGUCUAGCCAACACCAGAGCGUUUGGCGACAUGUCUUCAAAGCGCAUUGGUGUCUCUGCUGAGCCUGAGAUCCGUAGGGUGGAGCUUUCACCCGCAGAGUACUCAUUCAUGGUCCUGUGCUCAGACGGUGUCUGCGGGCAUCUCUCUGAUCAAGAAAUUGUUGACAUUGUAAAAGAGGCCAAGACUCCUGACCAAGCCGCCAGAGACCUUACAAGCUUUGCAGUCGAGACAUCGACUGGCAGCGAAGGUGCAGACAAUGCCACUGGGUUAGUUGUCAGGCUGGGUGGGUGGGAGAGGAGGGGUGAAGGGGGCCUAGGCAGCUUGGGCACGAAGGAGAUGCGCGACUGGAGGAAAGAGGAGGCCAACGAUCCGCGCAGAGGGAGGACAUGAGCGUCUGUACGGCUUGAAGGGUUGGGAAGGUUAGCGCGUUUGCAUAGCUCGCGCUGUCGCGUGCCCUUGAUUGUACAUACACCUGCAGGUCUCCUAGCAUUCUCUUCUAGCUUUCCGUUCAUAUCAUUUCAAUGUUCUCCGAGAAACGCAGUUUCCUGGCCGUCUGCACUUGACCAAAAUCGUGAAGCGGCGCGCCUACGGUCCAAUAACAGCGCCAUGAUUGGCAUUGCGGCAGCCACACGCGUCUGUUGAUGCGGAUCAGGG